Molecule: messenger RNA, 1663 nt
Organism: Atta colombica
Lineage: Eukaryota; Metazoa; Arthropoda; Insecta; Hymenoptera; Formicidae
Gene: Dera
Product: deoxyribose-phosphate aldolase
Exons: 6
Coding region: 554-1663 (369 amino acids)
Biological process (GO): carbohydrate catabolic process; deoxyribonucleotide catabolic process
Cellular component (GO): cytoplasm
Molecular function (GO): deoxyribose-phosphate aldolase activity
Source: RefSeq, a predicted model, not a curated record
UAAUAUCAAGACCAGAUGUCAUAUUUUUGCAGAUUUGAUUAUCGACUAUCGGUCAUAUUGGUAUUUUAAUUAUCUACGAAUUCAGUAAGGUGAAAUAUUAAUUGAAGCGAAAGUUAUUGAGGAAAGAGAGUAUCCCAAUUCCUAACAGACAUUGGUGACACUGAUGCAAAGAUUGUAUUGUUUUUUUUUAGGAGAAUUUGCUGAAUGUUGUUAGUAUUGUAUAAGUAGGAAAGAGUUAGGACAAGUAUUUGCCUGCCUUUCUCUGCCAGGUUGCAGUUUUCUAUAAUUUAGUAUAGAGAAAGCGUGUUCCAGUAUAUUAGAGCUCACUGUCUAUCGAUGAGCAGUGGAGAAUACGUAAUUGCACAUCUUAUUUCAAACGAAAACACAAAUCAACAUUGGCUAUAUCAGACUAAGAAAGGUCUAGGACCUGGGAUAGCCGAUAAAUCGAAGAAAAGAAAACGGAUCAACAGGGACAUUGGAUGUGUACGAUAAUCACAGUCUGCCAGUUUAAUAUAGUUUUCAUAUAAGUUUAUCCAAGUUUUCUUCCGAAAUCAUGGAUUAUCGUUUCCCAGAGUUCAAUUCGAAAGAUGCAAUUCAAACCUGGUUAACAAGCUUGGAGGCGUAUAUUAAUGAACCAGCAGUAAAUAAAUGUGUUCGACAAAUAUCUUAUUUAGCAACCACAAUAACAGAGGAUAAUAAAAUUGCUUGGUUACUAAAGGCAAUAAGUUUCCUUGAUUUAACUACUUUGAAUAACGACGAUACAAGUAGCACCGUAGAACAAUUGUGUGAAAAUGCUGCAAAUCCUAUAAAGGAGCUUCCAUUUCAAUGGAAUAAACCACUUCAUACUGCUGCUGUUUGUGUUUAUCCAUCCAAAAUAAAAGACGCAAUAACUACUUUAAAGAGAUUGAAGAAAAUGAAUGUAAUUAAGGUUGCUAGUGUGGCAGCAGGAUUUCCUUCUGGACUAUUUCCAUUGGAGACUCGAUUGCAGGAAGUUCGUUGUGCAAUAGAGUAUGGAGCACAAGAAAUAGAUGUUGUGAUCGAUCGAUCGUUAGUUUUAAAUCAUCAAUGGAUGAUGCUAUUUCAAGAGUUGAUAUCUAUUCGUGCACUUUGUCCCAAAAAUAACGAAAGGACAGUACGUUUAAAAGUUAUAAUAUCAUCAGGAGAAUUGUUCAAUUUGAAAGAUGUAUAUAAGACAUCUAUGGUAGCUCUAUUUGCUGGCGCUGAUUUCAUCAAAACAUCUACAGGGAAAGAUUCAGUUAAUGCGACUUUGCAAGCGGGAAUUGUUAUGUGUAGAGCGAUAAAAGAGUUUGAAAGACUAGCCGGAAUAAAGACUGGCUUUAAACCUGCCGGAGGAAUUAAGACUGCGCAAGACGCUUUAGAAUGGAUGGUCUUGAUUAAGGAAGAAUUAGGGAAUUCUUGGUUGACAAGCAAUCGUUUCAGAAUCGGUGCAUCAAGUUUAUUGCAAAAUAUUAGUACUGAAAUUAUCAAAACAUAUGAAAACAAGCCAAUUCAACGACCACUGGAAGAUAGUUCUGAAAACCAGACAUCUGAAAGAGAAAAUAAAGCUGAUGAAGACAAUAAAGUUGAAGGAGAUAAUAAAGAUAAAGAAGAUGCAGGAGAUAAAGAUAAAGGAAAAAAUAAAGUUGAAAAUAAAGAGACUUAA